This is a messenger RNA of Wasmannia auropunctata (little fire ant), 729 nucleotides long. Its product is annotated as huntingtin-interacting protein K. NCBI's taxonomy places the organism in Eukaryota, Metazoa, Arthropoda, Insecta, Hymenoptera, Formicidae. The record is from RefSeq and is a predicted model, not a curated record. Gene Ontology annotation, biological process: negative regulation of apoptotic process; protein stabilization. The transcript is spliced from 3 exons. The coding region runs from base 97 to 456 and encodes 119 amino acids.
GGAGCGCGGAGCAAAGCGCACGUUCUCGGGAGUUUCGGCACACGUUAUUUAUGUCAUUACGUUAUUCACAUUCACGUUAACCUCCGCAGUCGAAAGAUGGCGGACGACGAUGUGAACGGGGAUUCAGACGACGUGCAGCAGGAGAAGUCGCAGAAGAAAGCGGCCAAGUAUGACAGUGGUGCGGCGGAUUUGGAAAAGGUGACGGAUUACGCCGAAGAGAAGGAGAUCUCGUCGUCGGAUGGAUUUUCUUGUGCCCUCAGCAUAAUCGGUGAUCGUCGUGACAAGGAGGCCGCGGAGAAGAAGGCGAAAGAGAAGGAGCUGCUCAAAGUAUCCAUUAAGAAGGAAGAUGUCGAUUUAAUCAUGAAAGAGAUGGAGAUUAGUCGGAUUUUGGCCGAACAGACUCUCAGGGAACAUAGAGGUGACAUCGUAGAGGCAUUAAUUACGUUAACCAAUUAAAAUUGUACAAAAUGAAAUUAUUCGAGAUCUCGUAUCGCAUCUCUGAAAAUUCCAUUGUAAAAAAUAUUGAAUCGUGAAACUUUUGCUUAUUGAUAUUUACUGAUACGUAUAUUACAUUGUAAGCAAGUAAUAUCUAUAUUUUCGUCGUUUUCUCUCAUGAAUCUGCCUACUUAUUAAAUAAAACGCGCAGUGCUGUGCUAAGUAAACGAUAACGGUAAUGUAUUGUAAUAAUUAUAUAUAUAUAUAUAAAAUAUAUGUGCAUUUAUAUGUGUA